Fusarium subglutinans is the source of this 600-nucleotide messenger RNA. Its product is annotated as pyranose 2-oxidase. Gene Ontology annotation, molecular function: FAD binding. The transcript is spliced from 5 exons. Bases 1 to 600 code for a protein of 199 amino acids. The record is from RefSeq and is a predicted model, not a curated record. NCBI's taxonomy places the organism in Eukaryota, Fungi, Ascomycota, Sordariomycetes, Hypocreales, Nectriaceae.
AUGGUCCACAAGCCUACUCCCAGUCCUAGUUCUGCUAGUGAAACCUUCCAUUUCGAAAAUACUGAUGUUCUCAUUGUUGGCUCUGGCCCAAUCGGGGCCACCUUCGCUCAUACCCUCGUCAAAAAGGGCAUUAAGGUUACCAUGAUCGAUAUUGGCCAGCAGGAAACUCGCCGUGUCGGCGAUCAUAAGAAGAACAGCGUUGCAGUUCAGAAGGAUAUCAUUUUAUUCACGAACACUGUUAAGGGAGAGUUACACCCACUGUCGGUGCCAACCAACUCGGCAAGGCCCGUCAUGGAGCCAGCAUCUUGGUCUAGCAGACCUACUGAUCCGGCCUAUGUACUCAAUGGCCAAAACCCGGAGCAGAAGGCCUAUGGUAACCUUCCUGCCGCAGCCGCAACUCGUGUUGUUGGUGGUAUGGGGUCUCAUUGGACAUGCUGCACCCCCCGACAGCGCAAAGGGAUUGAACGGUCUGACCUUUUCGGCGACAGUGAGUGGAACACUCUAUACAGUCGGGCUGAGAAGCUCUUCAAGAAGACCGACGACGCUUUUGAUGACUCUGUUCGCCAGAGACUUGUCAAGCGCGUCUUGACAGAGGCUUAA